GUUUGUGUGUGUGAUUCAGAUGGACGGUCGUUCUGCAGUGAAUCUGCUGAUGUUGCUGAGUCAGCGCUCCGGGGUCCUGAUGAUGGACGAGCGUCUGUCCGUCUGACCUCAUGUCAGUUUCUCUUGUGUUUCUCACAGGCGUCUCACACACGCUUUCAGACCAUGAGUGAUGAGUCUCCGUUACAGACGCGCCUCACCACUGACGUGCCGCUGGCGUCUGGCUCUCAGGAGAACUACGUCCUUCUGCUGGUGCUGCUGUGUGUGUUCGCUGGCGGGACGCUGGUCCUCCUGUCCAUCCUGCUGAUCUUCUGCCACCGCUGCUGUCGAGGAGAGCGACGCUACUCCAGAGCCAGUGAUGACCUGGAGAAAACCAACACCACAUACAUAGAGGAGAGUCAGCCAAUGCAAGACGUCACCAUCAGAAUCGAGAGCGGCGAAUCAAUGUCCACUUCCAGCUGUCAUGGAGAUACAGACGCGGAUCACUUCCUGUCUGCGUCUGUCAUCGGAAGACGGGUGUCUUUUAACGAGGCCGCCAUCUACGAGCAGAGCGCCAAAGACCAGGAGAAAGGUCGAAGGUACACGCUGAUGGAGGGAGACUUCCAUCACCUGAAGAAAGCUCGUCUGACGCACAUGCAGCUGCCGGCGCUGAAGAUCCUCACCAUCCUGGAGUGUGAUUCUCCGGAGAACAGCGUGACGCUCCUCCAACAGCCCUCACAACACCCAUCCCUCUCCAUAUUCCAGCCCGCGGAGGGUCCCGUGCCGGAGGCUGCAGGAUCGUGGAGCGCUCAAAGCCCCAGCUGUGCUCUGCCUGGAAACACACUGAACACCAGCGUCAAACCGUCCCGAUCACACACCAUCGAGGUGAUGAACAGAAGCCUGCUGAUGGACAGAGAUUCCACUUCCUGUCCGGCUCAGGGCACCAUGUUCCACUUCCUGUCCAAACUCAGACGCCACGCCAGCCUGGAGGGAGCGGGUCCGUUCUUCAGUGUCAAGAAGUGGAGACUGGACACCUUCCAGAGAGCGGCGAGUCUGGACACCAGAGGUUCUCCGCGGAGACGUGCAUUUCAGAGGCAGCGGGCGGCCAGCGAGACUCUGGAUCAUGGAGAAGAAACCUUGCAGGGUGGAGUCAGCGACUUCUUGUUACGAAAACCCACGGCGCACCCUCAGAAGGCGCCGCCAAGGCGCCUCUCGGCCGGUUCUUUGGACGCCACUGCAGGAGCUCCUUCUGCUCUCUGCAGGUUAGAGGUAGAAGCCGUAAUGGAGCUCAGAGUCAACACAGAUGCAGUGAAAGACACGACUCCAACAUUCCCCUCAGCCCAUGGACCUCCGGAAGUGGAGGAUGGUGAAGAGAAUGGACAGGAGAUGAUGGCAGAAGCGUCAGGAGGCGGCGGUGAAGAGUUUGGACCAGUGAGCCGUCAGGAGAGUCUAGAGCAGCCCAGCCUGUACCGCGACAUCUGGAGCCUGAGAGCAUCGCUGGAGCAGUACGCCUCCGACUUGAGCAGCAACGACAGGGACUCCACUCGCAGCGAUGCCGACAGCGUUUGCUCAGCAGGAGCAUUGAGAGCGGGCGCCCCCAGCUACCAGUCACAAGACAUCGAUGAUGAUAUAGACGGAGACAGCGAGCUUCCAUAUGAUGACGUGGUCAGGGAAGCCGAGCAAAGGAGAAAUGGACGGGACAGUGUGGAAUCGGAGAGAGGCAGCGAUGGAGAGACAAACAACCGGAAGCUUCUGCAGAUGGACAGUGGAUACGCCUCAAUCGAGGGCCUUUGCAAGGCUCCGGAGGAGUUCAGAUUGUUUGGAAGUAGCUCCGGAAAGACGGCGUCAGAGCGUCGCCGCUUUUUCACCAAUUCUGGCCGUAAAGGCACGGUUUGUGAGAGUUUUGAGGCACGGUUGAUUAAGGAAGAGCUGGAAGACGAGGCAUCGGAGAGCAGUGUAAGUUUGGAGGCAGAGACUCCUGUUAUGGGAGAACCUCAACCCGCGACAAAAUCCAGGCCGCGCUUCCGUCGCAGAGACUACAGCAUUGAUGAAAAGACAGAGGCACUGUUUAAUGAAUUCCUACGCCAUGAUCCCCAGUUUGACCAGCAGGGCUCGCCCUCAUUGCGGCACCGGCACCGCUCCCGAAUCCAUCUCAGAAAGCAGUGGCAGCGCAGCAAGCAGUACAGUGACCCAGGUGCCGCUCGAUUCUCGCCAUCUUUAGAGCGACAGCGCUGCUAUCCACUCCGCCGUGGUGACAGCGCCAGCUACCCCUUAGACACGCGCUAUCACAGUACCUUGCCUCGCAUCGCUAGUGCCACGGAUGAGGAAGCAAGCGAGGGAGCAGCGAGUACGGAAUCGCCCGAGCCAGGAAAAUCCGGUCCAGAGCUGGAAGGUGAUGAUCCGUCCUCAGAUACAAGAAGUUCUGGUCCAGACUUGGAGGAAAACGCAAACAACAGCAGCAACAACACAAGCCGGCAUUUCUUUUCAUCACAAACACAGGACAACAGUGCCAGGGACUGUGGGAUCCUGGAGGACUUGGGAACAAAUGCUCAUCCCGCAGAUUCACAUAAACAUUCACAGAUAGACUGUGGUGGACCAAUGGCUACAUUAAGUUCUCAUUUGCAUUCACAUACAAAUACACUCAAGCCGGAUCCCACUGAUCCGGAUCAGGACUCGGACUACGUGUGUCACUCUCUUGCUGACAUCAGUCCGUCAGACAAACUGGCGUCCACACUGGACGAUCGGCUCUACUCUAACCUGAGGACUCAAAGAGAGAGUCAAGAGUGUGUUGUGACCGUAAGCCGCACCUCACCAGAUCUAGAAGAAUAAGGGCCAGUUUUACUAAACAGGGCAAAUUAGUGAGAAAGCGCAAUUCC
Messenger RNA from Cyprinus carpio (common carp), 2852 nucleotides. It is a transcript of the gene cbarpa, whose product is annotated as voltage-dependent calcium channel beta subunit-associated regulatory protein. Gene Ontology annotation, molecular function: transmembrane transporter binding. Bases 163 to 2805 code for a protein of 880 amino acids. The transcript is spliced from 9 exons. The record is from RefSeq and is a predicted model, not a curated record. Gene Ontology annotation, biological process: negative regulation of calcium ion-dependent exocytosis; negative regulation of voltage-gated calcium channel activity. NCBI's taxonomy places the organism in Eukaryota, Metazoa, Chordata, Actinopteri, Cypriniformes, Cyprinidae. Gene Ontology annotation, cellular component: plasma membrane; secretory granule.